AGUGUGGUAGAGUCCAUCCUGAACUGCAUAAAGAUGUUGCACCCUUACUGGCACUGCCUAAAAUAUCAGGACCUUGUGAAACUUCAGGACAUUCAAGUUGAGCAGUAUCCAUUUCUCAGGGUACUCCAUUUGCCUCCUCUGUAAGUGAAGCUCUACAAGUUGUAAUGGCCAAGUAAUAUGUCUCUAGAACGUCCAAUGUUUGGCCUCAGUGUUCUCUGUUAAUUCAGUCAUGUAUUAAUGCAUGAACAACACAAACACACCAUGACACACAGGACACAGAACUGCAUUGACAGCCAGACUAAAAUAUCCCUGCAAUCAACACAUCACUCCUAACUGUACAUAGAUACUGGCUUCUAGAAUACUUGACUGUAUACAAAUAAAGAAUGCAGACAGUACAUCUAUUGAGUGUACAUGAUUUCGGAUGUCCGAAUGUAAUUGAUUCUAAUAUCCAAAAAUCUGAUCCUAAUAAAUAAAAAUAGUGUGGAACAUUUUAAUGAUUUUGAAACAGUCUUUUGAUCUUUGAUUCUAUUAAGCGGCUGAUUUUAAUAACCAGUGAUCACUAUAAAGUAUAAACAGAGUCUACUAUACUUAAACAUUACUUUUUUAACUUUUUACAUUUUGUUUAUUUUGCUUAUGUUAAGAUAGAACUUAAAUUUUGUAAAACUCGCAGUGGUGUUCUAGUAAAAUUUGAAAAAAUUAUUUUUAAGACUACAUAAAGAUAAAAGGGGAAUGUUCCAGUUCUCUGGUAGCAAUAUUAAUUGCAAGAUAUAGCCCGCCAAACAUUGGCAACAGCAAUGCAUGAAUAUAACCCCUUCCGUCCAUGAUCCGUCACUGCACACUUUUUAUUUCAUGCCCACGAACUAUAUUAAUAUUUUGAUGUCCCAACCACUUUUAAACUUAGAGACGAUUUUAUUUUCCGAAAAGAAAAUUUUACAUACCAAACUCAGUUGCGCUAUUUUUAAUAAAAAUUAUUAUUUAGCGUAGUUAUCGGGAAUUAUAUUUUGUUAUUGAACUCAUUAUUGAACCAUACAUUCUUUCAAACAUAUACAAUUAUUUGUAAUAUACCCUCAAUACCAAAUACGCUGAAUAGGAAGCAGCAAGAAGCGUAAUAUAUAUAUAUAUAUAUAUAUAUAUAUAUGUAAUUCAGAGAAAAUAAUUAUAAAUAUCUUUUUAGACAGUGCAAACUUCCUGAAAUAACAAAAGCUGUCUUUCAAAUAAUUUUUAAAUAUGAUGUGGCACAUUGUUAUAUACAGAUAUAUAUCAAUUGAAAACAAUAAGGAACUUCUGGAAAGUUUUAAGGAAUAUUGCUAGUCUCUUAUUAUAUUUUGAGAAUUAAAAAAAAAAAUCACUUUAUUUAUACACCAGUCAUGAUAUAAAGUUCUGUUAUUUAUACACCAGUCAUGAUAUAAAGUUCUGUUAUUUAUACACCAGUCAUGAUAUAAAGUUCUGUUCUUUAUACACCAGUCAUGAUAUAAAGUUCUGUUAUUUAAACACCAGUCAUGAUAUAAAGUUCUGUUAUUUAUACACCAGUCAUGAUGUAAAGUUCUGUUAUUUAUACACCAGUCAUGAUAUAAAGUUCUGUUAUUUAUACACCAGUCAUGAUAUAAAGUUCUGUUAUUUAAACACCAGUCAUGAUAUAAAGUUCUGUUAUUUAUACACCAGUCAUGAUAUAAAGUUCUGUUAUUUAUACACCAGUCAUGAUAUAAAGUUCUGUUAUUUAAACACCAGUCAUGAUAUAAAGUUCUGUUAUUUAUACACCAGUCAUGAUAUAAAGUUCUGUUAUUUAAACACCAGUCAUGAUAUAAAGUUCUGUUAUUUAAACACCAGUCAUGAUAUAAAGUUCUGUUAUUUAUACACCAGUCAUGAUAUAAAGUUCUGUUAUUUAAACACCAGUCAUGAUAUAAAGUUCUGUUAUUUAUACACCAGUCAUGAUAUAAAGUUCUGUUAUUUAUACACCAGUCAUGAUAUAAAGUUCUGUCAUUUAAACACCAGUCAUGAUAUAAAGUUCUGUCAUUUAUACACCAGUCAUGAUAUAAAGUUCUGUUAUUUAUACGCCAGUCAUGAUGUAAAGUUCUGCACACCCGAAAAUCGCCCAGAAACAUUUCCUUUGCUGCAGGAAUGUACUGAUGAAAUAACAACCAGCCAACUUGAGGAAAUAGACAGGAAAAUUGAGGAAACUAUUCAAAAUACUUCCAUUACUUUUACAAACAAGAAGUAAGACUUUUGGUUUCAUAUUUUCAUACACAAGGUUUAGAAAUUGUUUAUUGUUUUUCAAAUUAUGUAAAAAAACAAAAUAAAAGAUUUGAACACACACAUUUGACUGCUGCAUGAAGCUCAUUAUAAAAGCACAACAUUAAGAGUAACUAGUAAACCAAUCAAUUAUUGUUAAAAAAUUUGAGCUGUUGAUAAAAGCAAAUCAAAGGGACUUGCUUUAUAUUUCUCUCAAAUUUAUUUUCAAAGGUUGAGUAUCACAUUUGACAAGCUGGGUUCAAGUGUUUUGACUACAGCUUACACAGCCCUGAAACCUCAAAGUCUUUCACUAAUAGUAUGUUGUUUUUUUUACUUUUAUAACAAAUAUAUUAAGCAAAGACCUUAUGUAUGUAUACCCUUAAUAUCUUCUCAUUUCUAUUAUGUACGUUUACUCUCCUAAAAUCCAAAAUUGUCUUUCAGUUUGAAUUUAUGAAAUGUCUCCAUGAAGUUUUUUAAAAUUAAGCUUUACAUAUUGCAUUCACCUUAUUAAGAUGGCUAAAAACAUACCUUAACAGGAGUAAUGGUCUAACAUAGAAAUCUAAUUGUUAGGUUGAGAGCGGAUUUGACUCUCUUCCAUUAUAUCAUUAAAUAAGGUUCCCCACUGACCUGGGAUCAGGGUACACUUGCUGGUGUCAAGUAUGGGAGUUCAUUAGUAAUUGUUGGGACUGAAUAUUAUGUUCAUUAGUUAUUGAACGCUCUUCCCGCGCCUGACUCUUUUAGUUAGUGAAGCUCUUCCCGCGCUUGUCUCUAUGACUAUUUUUAUGCUGAGUGUGAUGUAUUGUCUAGACAGUAUUGUGAGUUUAAGUCUGUGGCAGUCUUGAGUGGAACUUUGUGGAAGUAGGAUGUAUAUUAUUUAUGUCUGAUAGCGAGCUGCGCUAAAUUCAUGUGUUUAUGUGUAUAGUAUAUACUUAGAUAUUAAAGUUAUAAUUAUUAUGAAAAGGACCUGAGUUAAUUCAGUGAUAGUAAGAAUAGUAUGACGUAUUCAACGUGUGAAAGAACUUGACAAAUCAAUCAAUCCAAGUAGACUUAGGAGUUCACAACUGGUAACAGGACCAUUUAAGUAUUAUGGUGACACUUUUACAGCUUUUACGGAUUUCAUGUCUGCUCCUGGUGCUUUUAAUAAGUUGAAGCAAGUCUUUUUUUUUAACCAUAGAGAAUCUGCCAGGAAAAUAUUAGAGAGCUGCUGAAAACAAAAUACUCCAAAAUCAGUCAUUUUUAAAAAGUUUUAUGUGAAUGUUGAGCUUAGUGAUGAUAAGGUGAUGGUCUGUCCAUCAGUCCACACCACACAUAGACUAGGUCACAGGCACACAUAGACUAGGUCACAGGCACACAUAGACUAGGUCACAGGCACACAUAGACUAGGUCACAGGCACACAUAGACUAGGUCACAGGCACACAUAGACUAGGUCACAGGCACACAUAGACUUGGUCACAGGCACACAUAGACUUGGUCACAGGCACAUCCUGUCUUCAUUUCUCCUUAUGAUGAGAUGCUUAUGCCCUGAGUGAGGGUGCAUCUAAGACACCAGAUUACAUGUGGGAAGGUUGAACACUGUUGCCUUUGCCCACUCUGGUAAUCCUUGGCAAUGUAGUCAUGGCCCAUUUGUUGAUUGAAGUCCUCAAGAAUUAUGAGUUUGUUUUGCUUUGGAUCACUGGCUAUGAUAGGGAGACGAUCCUUGUAGAACCUGGUCUAUUAUGACAGGGAGAAGAUUCUUUUAGAAACCCGGCCUUUACUUUAUCUGGGCUGGACAAUAUUGCCAGUCAUCUGAGUUUGAACUGCAAAUCCAACAAAUGUCUCACUACUGCUGAAACAUGGUUCCUUCCAGCUGGAGGAGCCUAGUUGGGAUUUGAUAAAGCUGGCAAUGUUUAGGGCAACUUUUCUUGCCUUACUCCAUGCCAUGAAGGUGAUAUGUGUGUUCUAAAAAGGUGUGCUGAGGCGCUCAAUGAGCUGCUGGACACCACUGUUCCUUCUUAUCAGUGAUGAAUGACCUUAUAGCCUGAGCUGUCUAUGUGUUGUGUUGCAAUUAUGGUUGCUAGUGUACCAUCAUCUGCUGCGUACCAAUAUGUGACUUUGUAGGUGAUAAAAAUAGAAUGAAAUGUAAUGGAUGAUUAAACUGACUUGUAUUGUGACUUGGAUGUAAGUGAGGUAGAGUUGCUAGAGUCAACAACCACUACCUUCUGCCCAAUACCAUUUGGAUCCAGCAAAAGACAAGUUUGAAACAGCCGUAGACAGAAUUUGGUGCAGUGUAAAUGACCAUGACAUCCUAUAUGGUUGUCAUGCUGUGAUUUACUUGCUGCUUUUUUCUGCCCGCUCCUCUGUGUAUUCCAUCAGAUCAAGUCUUCACAUUCUCUAGGGUCAAGUCCUGUUAUCAUGGUUUUGAGGUCCUUCAGAUACUCUCAACCUGGCUUAGCUGGCUAGCCAAAGCGAUUUAUUCUAGAGUGGCUGCUGCUUAUUCUAAAGUUUCUUGGAGCCAUAUCUGAGAGCAGAGCACCAUGUGGGGACCAACGAUUUACUUUGUACCCCCAAGACUGCUACCCAAUCUCAGAUAUGCUACUCAUCCAAAGUUACCUCAUACACCAUGCCAUCAUGAAAAGUCUCAUGUGGGGACCAACGAUUUACUUUGUACCCCCAAGACUGCUACCCAAUCUCAGAUGUGCUACUCAUCCAAAGUUACCUCAUACACCAUGCCAUCAUGAAAAGUCUCAUGUGGGGACCAACGAUUUACUUUGUACCCCCAAGACUGCUACCCAAUCUCAGAUAUGCUACUCAUCCAAAGUUACCUCAUACACCAUGCCAUCAUGAAAAGUCUCAUGUGGGGACCAACGAUUUACAUGUGGGGACCAACGAUUUACUUUGUACCCCCAAGACUGCUACCCAAUCUCAGAUAUGCUACUCAUCCAAAGUUACCUCAUACACCAUGCCAUCAUGAAAAGUCUCAUGUGGGGACCAACGAUUUACUUUGUACCCCCAAGACUGCUACCCAAUCUCAGAUGUGCUACUCAUCCAAAGUUACCUCAUACACCAUGCCAUCAUGAAAAGUCUCAUGUGGGGACCAACGAUUUACUUUGUACCCCCAAGACUGCUACCCAAUCUCAGAUAUGCUACUCAUCCAAAGUUACCUCAUACACCAUGCCAUCAUGAAAAGUCUCAUGUGGGGACCAAUGAUUUACUUUCUACCCCCAAGACUGCUACCCAAUCUCAGAUGUGCUACUCAUCCAAAGUUACCUCAUACACCAUGCCAUCAUGAAAAGUCUCCUGACCUAAAAUUAGUUCAAACAUCUCACAACCCAUCUGUAAAUGUAUCCUUAAAAAACAUUUUCUUUUUUAUAUUAUUAAAAUAGUACAAUGUCCUUGUGUAGAAUAGGAAAUUCUUAAGUAGCAUGCACUUUGACACAUGUACGGGUUACUAAAUUGGUAAACCCUUGUUGAGACCCUUUACAUCCAUGUCUUUUGAAUUUUAAAAAUAAUUUUCAUUAAUUUGUGGCUUCUCUGGUUAUUUUGAUAGUAAGUCAACACUUCGUUAGCCGCAUGUCAUUAAACAAAAUAAUUACUAGAUAAACAAUGUACAAAAUUAUGUAUUUAUUCUUAAGGCACAUAAUUCUCAGAUGGUUAUCGAAAUAUAACUCAAAGAUUUAUAUCUACAUUGCUUUAUUGUAGAUAAAAAUGUGGCAUUGAUGUUCACUUUGUUGACGGGGUGGGGGGGAGAAGAAACAAAGAACACCAACAAAGAACUCCCUGGUAAAACUGAAAAGAGGAGGUGCUCUUUGAGCCCCUCCCCAGAAAAUUUUUGAUACAUUCAAAAUGCUGGGAUGCAUUUUGGCGCAUACCUGAAUCUUGUUUUGCAUCAUACUACACUUGAUCAGAGAGUAAGAGAAGAAAUGCUGGUAGAAAUUUGGGUUCCCUUUACCUACCUGUUUUUAAAUUUAAACAAAUCCUUCAUGUAAGUAGUUAAUGAAAAGUGAUAGUUGUCAUUAAUUUUAUUUUUAAGAUUUGAAAUUACUAAUUUUAAUCUUUCAUUUUUCUUUAAUUUGUCCAAAUGCAGUACCAUCACUUACCUUCUAAUAAAAGCACUGUAUAUUUAUACAUUUUUAUAUUUAUGCCAUGGAUGAAAAUAAGUGCAAAUUGAAUGAAGAAAGAAGUUCAUUUGUGAUACAUCCGGCUUAAUGAUUAAUGCAGCGUGCUACAUUCAACUUGCAGGUCACAGGUUGACCAUCCCUGGUCUAUUAGAAAAUCCCUGGUCUAUUAGAAAGUCAAUGUUUAAUUGUGUUUUGAAUUGAAAUAGUUGUCAUUUUGAAAAGUGUGUCAUCAUACAUAUUUUUAAAAGCAAUUAAUUGUUUUAAUUUUCCUCUAUUUUGCAGAAGGAUGUCCUUUCCGAAUUACCAAGUGCAUCAGAAAGUAUAGAGUCAUCUGCUGAAAGCAUACUUUCAAAUAAGGUAGUUCAUUACAUGAAUAAUUUUAAACAUGAUACUUCAUUGACCACUUCGCUACCGAUGACGUCGAUGCGACGUCAUGAUCACCCACUUUCAAUUACCAAGAACGUCACAUUGUCGUCAUAACAAAGAGGCAAAAACUUUUUUCUUCUUCUUCUAUAUCUUAAGGGCCCACGAUCAAUUUAUUGAUCAUUUUGGCUCCUAUGCAUGUAGAUGAGAUUUGCAAUGUUUCUGUUACUGGUGGUGAUGAGGAAAUUAUGCACUUGAGGCAAUAGACACAAAUGUGUCUAGUGUUGUCGCCUCAACUGUUCCUUUUGAAAGAUGGUUCCAGUCCCUGAUUGUCUUGGGCAGGAAUGAGCAGCUCCUAUACUGGCUUCUUGCUGAAAUACCAAGGACGUCACGUCGAUGUCAUAUUUCAAUGCUAUAUAUUUCUUUAUUCGUUAAUCUAUAGAGAAGUUAAAUAGCAAAUCCGAUAGAAGAUGAAAAAUACCAACAUUUUUUUGUUUAUAAAAUUAUUUUUACAAUUUUUAUUAUUUAAAGGGAGGGGGGAAGGGGAGGGGGGGGGAGGGGGGGGGAGAAGAGUUUUUUUUAUUGCUGAAUCAGCAAAAAAUGAUGCCCAAAAACCAUCAGUAAUGAAGGGGUUAAGAAAGUGGGAAAUAAUUUUAUUUCUAAGAAAUGUUCUGGUUCAUAUAUGUGGUCUUUGAUUAAAUGAUACAUAGUUUUUUUAUACAAAGGAAAUUUGUUUCAUGAUACUGUUUUUUAUCUGUUCAUUUGGUAGACACAGUGCAGCAUGUCCAUAGUACAGUGUCAGAAUUUACAAUCAGUUUAUGGAUCAUCUUCCGAAUACAUAAGUAAUCUUGAGGUUGCUACAAAAUAUAUUGUGGAGUCACAUCAUCUGAAAUUACUGGUCAUAGAUCUAGGUGUCGAUGACCCCCCAGCCUUAUCAGAUGAUUAUUCAAGGUUUGUAUGUAUUAUCAAGUACAUGAACGUUGAAGGUUCUUUAAACAAAAAUUUGUAUUCAAACUAAAAAUAUAAAUAACAAACUAAGCUCUCCUAUUCCUAUUUGAAACAGUAAAACAAUCUGAACUUGAAUGAAUCGAUUGACUUUCGCUUAACAAUUUAAUAAAAUUUAAGUUUUUCCUUGUGAUAAGAAUUUCACUAAGGAUAUUUUAAUACAUCGCACACACAUAUAUACCAUACUAGUGCAAUGGCUAGUGAUCAAUAAUGAUAUAUUAAUUAUUAAAUGCAUAUAAAUAAUCUACUAUAUUUUUCUUAAGAUAGCACUUUGCCAGGUAGAAGUCAUCCAUUCGUAAUAUACAAGCUAAGAGGCAAAAGGGAAAUGGAGGCUGGUUAAGAGAUUUCACUUAUGGGAGGGGUCAGAUGUCUCAAUAAAUGAAUAUUCAUGAAAGUUAUAGCAUCUUAAAACAUAAUUCAGUCAUAGUUGCAACAACAAAGAAGAAAUCAACUCAAUAAUUUAAAGACCUGCUUUGGCCCAUCUGAUAUCAUUCAAACCAAAUAGACAGUCAAAUGAUGCUGUAAUUUUGAGUCAAACCAUCUGAAAGACUUUUUAUUUAAUAUCAAAUUUUUUAUCUGGGAUGAAGGAUGAAGUUAAUUUUUUUUAAAUCAGAACUCUGGAGAAUAAUGAAGCUUUAUUGAUACAAAUAUUAGUGCUAUAAAAAAAAACAUUUCAAUUUCGUGCAAGAAAAUCACUUAAUGAAUAUCAAAAAGUCUCACGGUAGGAGAUGGUUUAUGUGUAAUCAUUUGUGUCUCAGGCUAGAAGAUGGUUUUAUAUGUAUGUAUCCACAGGGUGUCUCAUGGUAGGAGAUGGUUUAUAUGUAUGUAUCCUCAGAGUGUCUCUAAAAACAUACAAGGUGCAAUGGGGUGGGGGUCAGGAGGUAUGUUUAGCUUUAGUAAUGUGUGGAUGGCCCCAAAUGCCAAAAAAUAUACAAACAAUUAGUAUCAUUUUUUAUUUUUCAUGAAAUUAUUUCUAUAUUGUCAUUUUGCACAACUUUAAUCAUGUUUUCAUGUUUUUCUUUUCAGUGUCCUGUACAUAUCUUUAAAAUUAUCUGGAAAGAAUAACAGCUUUAAUGGAAC
Messenger RNA from Lymnaea stagnalis (great pond snail), 8775 nucleotides. The record is from the annotation of a GenBank genome assembly. Lineage: Eukaryota; Metazoa; Mollusca; Gastropoda; Lymnaeidae.